This is a messenger RNA of Corticium candelabrum, 706 nucleotides long. RefSeq lists its product as uncharacterized. The record is from RefSeq and is a predicted model, not a curated record. Bases 80 to 586 code for a protein of 168 amino acids. NCBI's taxonomy places the organism in Eukaryota, Metazoa, Porifera, Homoscleromorpha, Homosclerophorida, Plakinidae. The transcript has 7 exons.
CAUACGAUUAGAUAUAAGCAUAUGAUACAUUGGACCUCGUGACAGCGACUCACUGCGUUCCUGCAAUCGAAUACGGAGGAUGUCUCGUUUGCUGCGUGUUGCGCUGCUGCUGGCUGCUCUCGUUGUGGCAAAAUCAUGUCAACCACCAGACUGUGAUCACGUGGACUGCGGAACUUGUGGAAAUGCUUGCUGCAUUCUCAACGUCACUUUUCCUAUGGCUGCUAAGACUGUGUAUAGUGCAAUGAUUGAAACUUUGAAAAAAGGUGGAGACGAUGGACGAUAUACAUUUACUGGCAGUGAGGAUAUGACUCACGACAACAUGACUGCCAAGUACAUAAUACAAUCCAACCACAUGACUCUCGUCCAUCAUUACAAUGACACACAGAAUUUCCUGUUGUACGCAGACAAUGAGAUGUCUACAACAGUGAGGGCUUUUUCGAUCUCUAAAAUCUACGGCGCAUACUGCGAUUACGGCCAGAACUACAAGAACCUGAUUGGUUAUGUGAAGGGACUUGGAGUGAAAGAGUAUAAAGUGGUGCCCGUCAUGGGAUGCCCACCUCCGCAUGCAACAGUGAAGGAACUCUAAAUCUGAUUUGUUGUUGGUUUUCUAGCUGUUGGUGGCUUGUCGCUGAUGAGUUGGUUGUUUGUCGUGGAAUUGUUUUGUGUUGCUCGUAAUUGUUGCUGAAUAUACACACUUGAUUGAAAA